CAAGGAACAGCUUUUUUUUUUUAGAAAUGGAACAUCGAUGUUUUUCGUUUAAUAGCUAGUGGCAUACAUGUUUAAUCAUGGGGGACGAUGAUAAAUUAGAGAUGAUUACACGGGUCCGUGAGUUGUUUCACGGACGAUUUAACAGAGAGGAAGUUAGACGUCUCCUUGACAACCAUAACUGGAACCAACCGGAAACAGUAGAUUUUAUUUUCAGCAAUGAGCCUGCAAUAGUUACCCAGUUAAUCACCGGAAAAUCAGAGAAUGACAUUGUUGGUCUUCAAAAAAGCGAGUUACUCCGCCUGAACGCAGAGAAGGAUAAAAUUCCCAGCAAGAAGCGACAGUUCGCGUGUGAAGCUUGUGACAACGUGUGGUGGAAGAGGGUUCCGAAGCGUAAACCAGUCUCUAAGUGUAACAAAUGUCUGCGAAAGUUUGACCCAGUACCAGAAGACGAGGAAUAUGGAUGGGCUGGCUUCACCUGUUCUUGUGGGAACGAAUUCAGUGGGUAUGGUCAGAAAAAUGUCACAACCAGCAAGUGCUACAAGUGCAAUUCUAUGGCUCUGGCUACCACCGUACGACCACCGGAAGCAAGGAAAGGGCGGAAGUCACAGAGUCGCCAUAGCUGUAGCGCGCCGGACUGUACCCAUCGUCAGACAGGGCACGAACCAAGAGGUGCCGAGUAUCAAAACACAGGAUAUAGAGGUAGGGGUGGAAGGAGUCCAAGAGGUUACGGGUACGCUAAUCCUUAUGCCGAGUAUAAUGGACAAGGGCAUUACAGAGUUGGCCAUGGAGCUGUUCUAUAUGAGAGAAAUGACAUACCUGCACAAGAAGAGAGUCACAGUCCCAGCACGUGCGUCCACCCGGAGUCCCGUCAGUCCAGCGGUAAGAAGCGCGUGAUUGUUCCUAGCCUGCCCCACCGGAGUUCCGGAUCGACAGUCGAUAGUCUGGUUUUGGAUGACGACGAGGCGUCCUCGGUCCUGUCGGAGUACCGUCCCAGUGUCGACAAUAUACCAGAGGUGUCUGAUGAAGAGAAUGACCAGGGAGCCGAGUAGCUUUUAUGAAACUCCGUAGUCGCUGAUCAGAUUCCUUGUUUUUCCCUCCGAAUCCUGGUUACCGACUAUUGGUUUUAAAAUCAAAAUUUAUGAAGAGAAUAAUUAUUAGCCAUAAGUACUCUUGAUAUGCAACAUUCUUACAAAGCAAAAAUUUAUUUAUAUCUACCGGUACAUCUAUUUUUGGUAUUUUAAGAAUUUGUUGUUGACUUGUUACAAUGAAGAGAAAUCAUUCCUAGUGAAAACAAGGCAGCGAAAUUGAAUGUGACGGAUACCGAUUGAUUCCGUUAUAAUUGAUAUCUAACCAAUUUCAGCAUUCCCAGCCCGAAACUUUGACAGACUUGGCAAUGUCAUUAAAUCCAGCCAGAGUUAUCUUUCCUAUGACAGGUCUGAUUAACCUAAGACGGACUCGGAAUUUUUUUUAUAAGUGACAUGGUUCAAACAUGUUUCCGCAUUUUUUGGAAUAUACAUGAAACUGUAUAUUUUAUUAAAAAAUUCUUUCAGAAAUGAGCUAAAUGAAUUAUUUCAUAUUUAUCCACGUUGCCAUAUUGCAUGUACAUUACGAAGCGUUCUACCUGGUGUUAUAUAUCCCACAAGUGUAGCGUUCUACCCGGUGUUAAUUAUCCCACACAUGUAGCGUUCUACCCGGUGUUAAUUAUCCCACAAGUGUAGCGUUCUACCCGGUGUUAAUUAUCGCACACGUGUAGGGAACAUGUUAUAUCACCUUCUGUUAUUAUUCCUUAUUGGAAAUAAAUCAUUUUCUCUUAUACAACUGCUGUGAUAAAAUUACAGUUAUUUGUAUUUUAAAAAUAAUUAUUUAAAAUAUAAUUUUAAGGUAAGCUAGUCCUCUUAUUGUUAUAAUAUUUUCAGUCAAAAUGAAAUGUUUGAUUCUUUGAUAUAAGGGACCAAUGCUGAGAUGAUUUGUGUGCAUUUAUUUGCUGAAUUGCAAAAUUGUGGAAAACUAUGUAUGAACGCUCUUUUCUAAUAAAAUUUUUAAAGAUGCUGAAAUAAACAUGAUUAUCAUACAAGGUAUGAAAUUGAACUGAA
Saccostrea echinata is the source of this 2093-nucleotide messenger RNA. Its product is annotated as shiftless antiviral inhibitor of ribosomal frameshifting protein-like. Gene Ontology annotation, molecular function: sequence-specific mRNA binding; ribosome binding. The record is from RefSeq and is a predicted model, not a curated record. Gene Ontology annotation, biological process: viral translational frameshifting; innate immune response. The transcript has 8 exons. NCBI's taxonomy places the organism in Eukaryota, Metazoa, Mollusca, Bivalvia, Ostreida, Ostreidae. The coding region runs from base 78 to 1049 and encodes 323 amino acids.